UGAACGAAUACUGUGUGUGGAUGCGCCUAUUUUGGUUAACAAACCAAUUCUGGUUCCGUCGUGAAACGACCAUCACGUAUGAGCAUGUGGGGAAUGGACUGAUUAAUAUUUAAGUUGGAAGACUCUGAGGACUGCUAACAAUAGCGACCUGGAAGGAGACAUUGCGUGCCUUCAUUUCUUUACGCAGCCGAUAAAUAGCCCAAGUCUCGGAAGUGUCGACACCGACGUGAAGACAUGGCACCAUGCUAUGCGUUUCCAUGAGCACGGAACGCCAUCACGUUAAUGCCUUGCAAAAAUAGUAAGCGUCUUAAUCGCACGAUGGAACUAUGGACUGAAAGCAGCCACGAGAUGCUGCAGGAAAGUAAGCUAGCAGCUUCGCAAAACUCAACCUUCCACUUCGUACCCAAGCAACUCAAGCGAGUCGCAGUCUGAUACACCAACAUGUCGACUGAGGGGGAUAACGCUCUCAAGCCGGAAGAAGUCAAGCCUAGCUUGCCAGAAUCUCACCCUGAAAAGGAGACGUCUCAAGACGAAAAGGAUCAGUCGAUCACAGGGGUCCCAACUCGCCAUCUACCUCGCCACUUCUCUCGAGCUGCAGUUGUCCAACCAAAGUGGAUUCUCUACACGAGUGUGCUUCUCGGAGUCACGAUCUCGAUGCAGUACGGGUGGUAUACGUCCCAACUCAACUACAAAAAGUUUAACGACGAGAAGGAGUGCAACGCUCGUCCAAUGAAAGAAGGCACGUGCAUCGUGUUCCCCGGACACACUAAGGCCCAAUGGACUGUCGUAGUGAACGCGUGGGUAGUCGGAGGCAUGAUCGGUGCGCUUCUAGUGGGCAAGAUCUCGGAUCGAGUAGGACGUAAACGUGCCCUUAUGUACAACUGCCUGUUUAUCAUUGCUGGUGCAACGAUCCAGGCGGCAGUGUCAAAUAUCUGGGCGUUUGCCUUCGGUCGAUUCCUCGCUGGAAUCGCUUCCGGUGCCAGUACCGGUUGUGUCGGUACGUACGUCAACGAGAUCGCGCCUCCGCAUCUUCGUUCAAAGCUCGGUAUCGGUCUCCAAGGCGGUAUCAAUCUCGGUAUUGUACUGGUUGAUACUACGCACUUCUACCUGGGCUUCCAUGACGGCUGGCGUAUCAUUGCCGGCUUCCCUAUUGUCUUGGCCGGGAUCUUCCUGGUGUGCAGUCAGUUCAUCAUGGUAGAGUCUCCCGUUUGGCUCAUGCUGCAUGGGCACCGUAAAGAGGCCGAGACAGUUUUAGUGCAGCUUUAUGGUGAAGAGAACGUGAAUACUGCGUUAUCGUGGAUUAAACCGAAGAAAGAACCGGUAGACGUAGAGAAACAGGAUAACCAGGAACCGUGCUGGAGCGAAGUUGGACACCAGACAGUGAUCAGGGGCAAUGGUUUGACUUGGAGUGAGUUGUUCGCAGUCGAGAUGCGUCGUCCUCUGGUCGUGGGUAUGGGACUCGCCUGUAUGCAGAAGCUUACGGGUAUUAACUCCAUCUUCUACUACUCGUCCAGCCUGUUCGGUGGCGUCGGUGUGGCGGACGGACGAGUCUGUAACAUCAUUGUGGCGAUCGUUAACUUGAUCCCCACACUAUGUUCGGGCGUGGUGGCGGCCAAGUUCGGUAAUCGACCCAUGAUCCUCUUCAGCACUGUCGGUAUGUGCCUCAGUUCCAUCGGUAUCACGCUGUCGUUAGCGUACGACGCCCCUGAAGCGACCGUCGCUCUUGCUGCUGCGUUCGUCUUCUCGUUCGCUAUCUGCCUCGGUCCCAUCAUGUUCGUGGUCGUCGCUGCUGUGGUUCCUGACCAUGCUCGUGGCUCGGUCGUCUCUAUUGGCAUCUUCGUUGCCUGGGCUGCUAACCUGGUCGUCGGUAUCGGCUACCCAUACCUUGCUACGGCUCUAGAGACGUACAAAUACGUCCCAUUCGCUGUGAUAUCUGGGUUAUCGACCAUCUUCGUGUACUACCUCGUACCGGAGACGUCCAACUUGACUACGGCAGAAAUCCAGGAAGUAUUCAAGAAGAUCCGUGGCAAUGGACGCUUUUAAAUAAUACUUCAUGAAGUAUCAUGUACUACAGCAAUAAGGAAUUUAAUCCUUUAGAAACACUAAUACACAUCGCAC
Messenger RNA from Phytophthora nicotianae INRA-310, 2118 nucleotides. RefSeq lists its product as hypothetical. The transcript has a single exon. The record is from RefSeq and is a predicted model, not a curated record. Gene Ontology annotation, biological process: monosaccharide transmembrane transport. Lineage: Eukaryota; Oomycota; Peronosporomycetes; Peronosporales; Peronosporaceae. The coding region runs from base 442 to 2043 and encodes 533 amino acids. Gene Ontology annotation, molecular function: hexose transmembrane transporter activity. Gene Ontology annotation, cellular component: membrane.